AUGUCUGAAUAUGAUAAAGUGAGAUCUGGAAAACUUGUUUUAAAAGGUGAAAAAAUAAGAACGAAAAAACGAAAGCUAAAAAAGCAAGAGAAAGAACAUGUUAUUACUUUAGAAGAUAAAGAUACUAUAAUUCAUGGUGGUUGGUGGAAAGCAUCACAAGUGUCAGAAGUCACAGGAACAGUUGCAAUUGAAUUUGGAAAUCAUAUUUAUAUGAAAGCUCUUGAUAAUGGGUUAUUUACCUUAGGUGUACCUCAUAACGAAGGUGAAGGACCUUUGCCAGAAGAAAUUCUAACAGCUUUUCCAAUAAGUGAAACUAAAGUUGCAUUAAAAUCUGGUUAUGGGAAAUAUUUGGGUGUUGAUAAAAAAGGUAUUGUUGUUGGAAGAAGUGAUGCAGUAGGCAUGAUUGAACAAUGGGAACCAAUAUUUCAGGACAAGAAGCUUGCUAUUUUAAAUAGCAACAAUUGUUUCAUGUCAGUUACAGAUGAGGAUGAUAUUAUUUGUCAGAGAAAAACUGCUGGAUCUUCUGAAUUUUGCAUUAUCAGAAGCAUAACUCAAAAAGCUCAAGAUCCAAACAAAGAUAUUCCAAAAGAGGAACAGGGUUCUCUUCAUGAUGUUGAAGUGAAUUAUGUGAGGAAGUUUCAAAAAUUCCAAGAUAAAAAGUUAAGAGUAAGUAAAGAAGAUUGUUCUAAAUUAGAAAAAGCAAAACGAGAAGGAAAUUUACAUGAAGCUUUGUUGGAUAGAAGAAGCAAAAUGAAGGCAGAUAGAUAUUGUAAAUAA
This is a messenger RNA of Eufriesea mexicana, 777 nucleotides long. RefSeq names its product FSHD region gene 1 (gene FRG1). The transcript is spliced from 5 exons. Gene Ontology annotation, cellular component: striated muscle dense body; nucleolus; catalytic step 2 spliceosome. Lineage: Eukaryota; Metazoa; Arthropoda; Insecta; Hymenoptera; Apidae. The record is from RefSeq and is a predicted model, not a curated record. Bases 1 to 777 code for a protein of 258 amino acids. Gene Ontology annotation, molecular function: actin filament binding.